Aspergillus tanneri is the source of this 1281-nucleotide messenger RNA. RefSeq names its product putative sulfate/molybdate transporter. Bases 1 to 1281 code for a protein of 426 amino acids. The transcript has a single exon. Lineage: Eukaryota; Fungi; Ascomycota; Eurotiomycetes; Eurotiales; Aspergillaceae. The record is from RefSeq and is a predicted model, not a curated record. Gene Ontology annotation, molecular function: molybdate ion transmembrane transporter activity. Gene Ontology annotation, biological process: molybdate ion transport.
AUGACAUUCAGAGAAAUAUCCACCUACAAUAUUAACACCCUCCGUCGUCAUUAUGUCGCCGAAAUUUCCGGCUCGCUAGGUGACUUGGGCACUUUUCUACCCAUCGCCAUCGCCCUGGCGGUUAACGACACCAUUUCGCUAUCAAGCACGCUGAUCUUCUCCGGCGUCUACAACAUCCUGACGGGUCUCUUCUUUGGCAUUCCUUUACCUGUGCAACCCAUGAAGGCCAUUGCCGCCGUCGCCAUCGCCAAAUCCUUCCCCGCAGGGGCCAUCACCGCCGCCGGCAUCUUCGUCGGCGCUUGCAUUCUCGUCUUCAGCGUCACAGGCCUCUUGCGCUGGUUCACCGACGCCAUCCCCAUCCCCGUCAUUAAGGGCAUCCAAGUUGGCGCUGGUCUGUCGCUGAUCAUCGGCGCUGGAGGCAGCGUCGUCUCGUCACUGGGUUGGACGCAUCCGUCAUGGGCGGACAACCUCAUCUGGGCCAUCGUUGCUUUCGUCUCCCUCCUCAUCACCAAUAUCGAUCGUCGCGUACCCUACGCACUGAUCAUCUUCGUCCUUGGUCUGGUCUUCGCCCUCAUCCGCAGCGCAACAGCCGGUCAUCUCCCCUCGCUGGGAUUCUGGCAUCCGUUCGUGUUCGCCCCCACCCGGGGGGAAUGGGCCCACGGCAUCUUCAACGCCGGCAUCGGCCAAAUCCCGCUGACCACGCUAAACUCCGUCGUCGCCGUGGUGCAUCUCUCCGCAGACCUCCUCCCCCAGGUAUCCACCCCAUCCAUCACCUCCGUCGGCCUCAGCGUGGCCGCCAUGAACCUGCUCGGCUGCUGGUUCGGCGCCAUGCCCGUGUGUCAUGGCUCCGGUGGUCUGGCGGCUCAGUACCGUUUUGGCGCACGGUCGGGAUCCAGCGUCGUGAUCCUGGGUGCCGUCAAGCUGUUCAUCGGUCUCUUCUUCGGCGAGUCGCUGGUCGAGUUGCUGAAGCGGUUCCCGACCGCCCUGCUGGGCGUCAUGGUCAUCGCUGCUGGGUUGGAGCUCGCCAGCGUCGGAGAGUCGUUGAAUACCAUGGGUGCGCGUGAUAUCGCCAAGGCCUCCGUGCUGGGCGGGACGACGCCGCUGACUGACGAGGAGCGUCGUCGACGCUGGACCGUCAUGAUGGUCACGGUCGGAUUGCUGGUGGGAUUUCGGAAUGACGGGGUGGGGUUUGUGGCAGGCAUGUUGUGCCAUUGGAUUUAUAAGGCCCCUGCGUUAGUGCAGAGGCUAAGAGAGAAAUUCAGUCGAGUUCGUCUGGAGUGA